AUCCGGUUGUACGGACUACGGAGCACACACGGUCGCCAACGGCUGUUCCGCACGUGGAAGAAUGGCUACCCCGGAUGUCGCCCCUCACUUUGGGGCGGAGUUGAAGGAUUCGUUUAAACCGGUCAACAAUUGGGUGUCGAAUGGUAUCGGAUGGCUGGAUGAGAUACAACAGUUUUACCGCGAGCGCAGCGCAAUCGAAAAGGAGUAUGCGGCAAAGUUAACGGCGCUAUGCAAGAAGUACUACGACCGCAAAGCCAAGAAAAUCAGCAGUUUGAGUGUCGGAGACACCCCUAGCAUGACCCCGGGCUCCCUCGAAAGUGCCUCACUUACCACGUGGUCGACACAAUUGAGCGCCGUGGAAUCGCAUGCCACUGAACGGGAUCACUUCGGUAACGACCUGCUUGUACAUGUCGCAGAACCGCUCAAACAAGCUGCGAACCAGUACGAAGAGCUCAGGAAGUGUCAUGUUGAUUUCCAUGCCAAGCUCGAGAAGGAGAGGGACUCCUCGUACAGUGACCUGAAGAAGGCGAAGGGUAAAUAUGAUGGCGCGUGCCAGGAAGUGGAGGCAAGGCGGAAGAAGAUGGAAUCUUCGUUCGACCACAGUAAGCCUAAGGCCCAGGCAGCGUACCAACAGCAGAUAUUGGAGAUGAACAACGUUAAGAACACAUAUCUCAUCAGCAUUAAUGUGACAAACAAGAUGAAAGAGAGAUUCUACCACGAAUAUGUGCCGGAGCUACUUGAUGGCCUGCAAGACCUUAACGAAACGCGUGUAACGAAGCUGAACUCGCUCUGGACAUUGGCCGCACAACUCGAGAAGAAUUACCUGUCGAAGAGUAUGGACCACAUGGCAAACCUCAUCAAUGAGAUUCCGCGCAACCUUCCACACUUGGACUCGCUCAUGUUCCUGCGCCACAAUGUCACACAAUCACAGGAGCCGGCCAACAUGACCUUCGAGCCGAGCCCAAUCUGGCACGACGACGACGCUCUCAUCACCGACGAAGCGGCCAAGGUCUUUCUGCGCAACCUGCUCAGCAAGAGCAAGACACAGGUGCGAGAGCUGAGAGUCGAGGCGGAUACGAAGCGACGCGAGGUGGAAACCGCCAGACGGGUCCGGGAGAGCAUCCGACAGGGCACGGACAAGCGCAACGAGGUGGAAGUUGUCCGAUCUAUAUUCUUCCAGCAGGAGUCCCUGCAUGAAGUUGACCGCAGGCGCCUGACUGCCGAGGUGGAGACGUCUACCAUCAUGUCGGCGGUGGGCGAUCUUUCGCUCGGAGCGCGCAACCACAAUUUCAAGUCGCAGACGUUCAAGAUCCCGACCAACUGCGACCUGUGCGGAGAAAGGAUAUGGGGAUUAUCCGCCAAGGGCUUCGACUGCCGGGAUUGCGGAUACACCUGUCAUAGUAAAUGUGAAAUGAAGGUACCGGCUGAGUGCCCGGGUGAGCAGACCAAGGAAGAAAAGAAGAAGCUGAAAGUGGAGCGACAAGAACAAGCCAACGCCGCCCCAGCACCACUUGAUCUAGAACCAACCACGAGCUCAUCCACUGCGCCAUCACUCACCCGCAAGGACACAAUGAAUUCGCUGAGCUCCGGCUACGCCGUCAGCGCCAACCGAUCUAUGUCCAAUGCCGCACAAUCUCCCACCACGACCGCAGCGGAGCUUCCCACACCCGUCGCAGAGACCAAGCCCGCCCCAGCACGGAAGAACCGCAUUCUAGCACCGCCACCGGCACAGUACAUCAGUGGUCCGCCCGCCAAUGACUCGGUGCCGGCGCUAAGCUCCAAGACCAACGAGCAGCAUGGCAAGAUGCUGUAUGCAUACCAAGCGGGCGGAGCUGACGAGGUGACUGUUCAAGAAGGGGACGAUAUCGUCAUCCUGGAGCCAGAUGAUGGUUCCGGUUGGAUGCGCGUACGGUCCGGCGGCGAAGAAGGGCUCGUCCCUGCUUCCUAUGUGGAAGCUGGGCCCGCACCUUCACCCGUGCCGUCCGCCAGCCCCGGCUUCACGGCUGACCGGCCAGGCUCAACGUACUCGAAUUCGUCGGCGUCGCUGACGGGCGGCGGCGGCGCCGGGGGCAACAAACGGGUCGGACCAGCUGUAGCACCGCGCCGGGGCGCCAAGAAGCUCCAGUAUGUGGAAGCGCUGUAUGACUACGACGCGCGCAGCGACAUGGAAUGGAGUAUGGUAGAAGGCGACCGGUUCGUGCUGGUGAACCGGGAUGGCGGAGAUGGGUGGGCCGAUGUUGAGCGGGGCGGGGUGACGAAGAGCGUACCGGCGAACUACAUUCAGGAAGUGUGAUGAUAUUCCCACGACCUGCAGGGGGUUGAGGCAGGCUGCACCUUUCACAUACGUUGUUCUGAUUCGAUUGUCAUUGUUACCUUGCAUCGGGAAGCCUGGGAGCUGGUUUGCUAGUAGUUUUUGCUUGUUUUGGUUUUGGCCGUUGUUGUUGCUUUUGGCUACUGUCUAUAUCCUCCGGCAUAUUCCUAAGUGGUAGUAGGUAGAUGAGAGGCGAGAAGUGCACAGUGCACAGUGCACAGUGCAGCAGAGCUAGUAGGGAGUUGUAAGUGGAUGGAUGAAGAUAUCUGUACAUAGGGUUGUUGAAGUGCGCGUUGUGAUUAUGGCAUGA
Messenger RNA from Aspergillus eucalypticola CBS 122712, 2621 nucleotides. RefSeq names its product putative actin polymerization protein Bzz1. Lineage: Eukaryota; Fungi; Ascomycota; Eurotiomycetes; Eurotiales; Aspergillaceae. The record is from RefSeq and is a predicted model, not a curated record. The coding region runs from base 62 to 2293 and encodes 743 amino acids. Gene Ontology annotation, molecular function: protein binding. Gene Ontology annotation, biological process: regulation of actin filament polymerization. The transcript has 7 exons.